GGCCUAACAUCCGACUUGACUAAAACUGCUGGCUGUAGGCCUAGGGUUUUUUCCUUCAUUUUUCCACUAGUAUCGAUACCAAGCAGUCUUCAGCGCGUUUUAGAUAGAGUGAACCACUGAACAGGAUACCGACAACAUGAACAGUGUUUACUUCUGAAUUAAGCUGUUUUUUUUUUUGUGUAAUAUAAAUGAAUCUCAUUUAAAUUUUGAGAUGGUUUUAAAAAAAGAUGUGUUAAGUUCAAGUGAAUUUUCUGAAAACAUGGAAUCUUAUAAUACUCGUUCAAUAGUAGUGGAUUAUAUCAAACACCGUGUAGCGAGGGAAGGCUUUCAGUGGGAGAAUGAUGGCCGACAAAGUAGUGUUACUCCCAAUGCUGUCCAAGCGGCAAUGCGGAGUCUUGGCGAUGAAUUUGAGGAGCGAUUUAGAAAUAGAUUCAAUGAUAUGAUUGAACAACUUAAUAUUACUGAUAACAACGCUUAUGAUACUUUUAAAACAAUAGUUGAUGAAACCUUCUCUGAUGGUGUUAACUGGGGGAGGUUUGUGGCGCUUUUCGGCUUCGCUGGACGCUUUGCGGUAUAUUGUUUCGUACAUAAUAAAAGCCAUUUGGUGGAUAAUGUUGUUGAAUGGGUUACUUCAUAUAUCGACACUAACUUACAAGAAUGGAUGACGUCUAAUAAUAAAUGGCAAGGUCUGCUUGAGUUUCAUUCACGAACUGAAAGUCCGAGAGAUUGGCCAUCUUUUAAAACAUUACUUAAAUGGUCUGUGGCAGGACUUGGUGCAAUCACACUGGGAGCAUUUCUUGCACAAAAAUCAUAAUUUUAUAAUCAUUUGUUAUGGUGACUGCUACAAUUUAGACAUACACAAAAUUAUAUCACAUUUCUACUCUUAAGCCAUAUCCUUACUGAUUUGCUUGAAAAGAUGUUUUCAUUUUAAAACAUCAAUAUUUCAUGGGAUAGGUGGACACAGUUCUCUUAAGUCUGGAUACUAUUAUUACAAAAACCCUUCAUGGUCAUAAAAUGACAGAUAAUACUGUCCAGGGAACAACAUAGAGCAUGCUAGUUAUAGCAUUCCUUUUUCUGGAUUGCCAGUGAUGUCACUAGAUAGGGUAUGUGAUCAGAUAUUGCUAGUUACAUUAACCAGAUAGUAAAUUACUUAUUUUAUGUUGUAGAGUGUUAUAUAAUGCUAUUGCUUGUUGGGAAACAUCAAUAAAUUUAGUGUUAUUCUAGUGAUCAAUGAUAAGUUAAGUAAUGGCUGCAGGUUACUCUAAAAAAAAAGCUUAAGUAAUUAUUAAUCUAUCAUUUGUUUAAAUGCUGUGAAUGAUAGAUUCAUGGUGAUAUUCUAAGAAUGAAUACCAACACCAAUGUUAUAUCAUUUUAAUUUUCUUUAUAUAAAAAUAAAUUUUCCUGUUGAUCCCAUCUUUUGCAUUAGGUUAAAUGUGAACUGCACGUACAAUUUAGCUGCAUAACAUUUUAUGAUUUGUGAAAUUAAUAGAUAGUUACAGUAAUCAUUAAUAUUAGUUAACUUUAAGGUAUUUUUUAUGCUGCAAAGUACAUAUGCAGAGUUACUGAAACAGUUGUGCACAUUAUUUAAAUUUUUUUUCUGUGAUUUUAUUAUUUGUAUAUAUUACAUUAAUUCCAUCAUGUAUACCAACACCAGUUUUACUAAAAAGAGUUUUUCACUAUUUUGAAACAGUUAGCCCAACUAAAUACAUAAAUCAAUUUAUGAACCCUAAUAGAUGAAACUCAACAAUUUUAUAAUUUCUUAGCAAAUCUAGUUUGUUUUAUCUUUACUUAACCUUUAUGGCUGCAAUUUUAAAUUUGUAUUAACAGUUUAAAAAAUGUUUUUAAUUUUCAUUACAAUUAUGUAAGAAAGUCUAAUGUUUGUUUCAAAUGUGGAGAUUUAUUAAUGCUAGAAGGCAUAUUUAAAUAGAGCUGUGAUUUGGAGGCCAUUUAAAAACUAUAACAAUUUACUAUUUUGCAAGUGAAUACAUUUCUGGCAUACUAUAUUUAAGGAAAUUACAAGAAAUGAAUACCUCAUUUGCAUUUGAAUCUAAACUAUAAGUAGAAUACAUUGAAAUAUGACUGAAAACAGAUAUGAUAACAAAAUUUGUAUUUUAGGAAUAAAUCUUUAUAACAUAACUGGCCUGCCAGGAUACAUUGUAAUACAUCGCACUGCUUCAAUGUACCUGUUAAACUAUAAUAAUAAUUUAUUUGACUUAAAAUUACAAAUGUUUUCAUAAUUAACUUGUUUAGUCCAUGUUGGCCACGAUAUACUGUCUCUACCUCUUAUCUCUAAGCUAAAUGUUAUCUAAUCGUUUAAAAUAUUUUACUUUAUUUUGUCAGUCGCUAUCAUAAAAAGUGAAUUGGUGUUGUAAUUCAUCUCAGUAUUCUUCUUUUUUGUAAAUUCUAAGCAUUAAAUUUACAUAGGUGUUUUUGCUUGAGUGGAUAAAAAACAAAGAAGCUGUAUUCAUUUUGCUGUCAAAUUUUUGUUUACUUAAUGCUGUCAAUUUCUUGAGUUUUCAAGUUCAGACAUUUCUGGAAUUAGUAAAUUGCUUGAAAAGUGCUGUAAUUUCAUGUUGUUAUACUUUCUGUACAUGUUAUGCCGGUGAAUCCAGUGCCGGUUUCUUUUGUAUACAGAAUCCAAGUUUAAAAUUUAGUUAAUUCUCAUUUGAAAAAUAACAUGACCACUCAUUAAACAGUUUAGUUUAUAUAAGUGAACUAUGUUUUUAUAGCUUUGUCUAGAGACCAAUUUGUUUAUACUCCACAUAAAUUAUGCAGAUGUAAGUUUACCAAAGAAUGUAUUGCUGUUCUAUUUAUAAAAUGGUAUAUUACUUAUCAUCUGCUGUACACAUUUCUCGUCAUGUUAGUAGUCUUUCAUAAGUUUACAGUUGUAGGUUAAGGAUCCUCAUGAAUGUUAAGCCAUGUAUUUGAAUUAGACUGUUUAAUUGGAGACCCUAGUGCUGGUAGUAGUGAAGUCACACAAGGAGUUAUUUUUAUAGAAUUUUUUAUUUUGUUUGUAAAAUAUUCUCCUGGGAAAAUGUCUUUAAUCAUACAUGUUAAGAUUUAGGAAUAUAACAUCAUGGCUAAAUGUAGAUCUAAAUGCAAAUGUGACAUUGAUAUUUUUAGCACUAUGGUCAUCAGUUAAAACUAAACAGUUGACUGUGCAAUAUAUAUGUCCAUUAAUACUGUAUUAUUCUUUAUAAGCUGACAUCUAUCUUGUUCGUAUUUUUAAAAAAAAAUGUCUGGUUUAAGUUAAAUUCUUCAUACUCUGAAGAAAAGAAGAUAUAGUUUGGAUAAACAUGAGAUAACUUAUGAAUACAACUUUCUCAUAAGAAGUCUCACAAGCAUGUCAGCAAUGUGACAAUCCUUUAGACCAGUACAUAUCAUUAACAAUAUAACCUACUUUAAAUGUUUCUUUAAUGUCUUAAAACUAAAAAUUUUCAAUCUGUAUAUGGAACUGUAAAAAUUAAUAAAUUAUUUAAAAAAGAG
Molecule: messenger RNA, 3486 nt
Organism: Physella acuta
Lineage: Eukaryota; Metazoa; Mollusca; Gastropoda; Physidae
Product: apoptosis regulator R1
Biological process (GO): regulation of apoptotic process; intrinsic apoptotic signaling pathway in response to DNA damage; release of cytochrome c from mitochondria
Cellular component (GO): mitochondrial outer membrane
Molecular function (GO): BH domain binding
Source: RefSeq, a predicted model, not a curated record